AGUCAGUGUUUCGCCACUCAAAGCUCUUGCAGCUGGUCACUUCAGGCUCCUGGGACUUUGACUCGCCUGACCGUCGAGCUCCUGGCCAGGGGUGUCCGGGGAUGCCGCUCUGACGCUUUCUACGAGGAGCUUAACCCGUCCUGCUGCCGCCCGGAUGGGACCGCCGGAGUGCUCUAAAGUCUGCCGUGAAUAUUGAAUUGCUGAGGAAUUUGGGGAAAGACAAGCUGAAGUUCCCAUUCCAUGGAUCCCUUGGGUGCACCUUCCCAGUUUGUGGAUGUGGAUACACUACCAAGCUGGGGCGACUCGUGGGAAGAUGAAUUAGAUACUUCUGAUACUGCAGCUGAAACGUUUCAGGAAAACACUAUUAGAUCACCUUUUCUUUACAAUAAGAAUAUCAAUGGGAAAGUGGUUCUUUGGAAAGGAGAUGUGGCAUUACUGAACUGUACAGCCAUUGUGAAUACCAGCAAUGAAAAUCUUACAGAUAAGAACCCUGUGUCAGAGAGUAUCUUCAUGCUUGCAGGGCCUGAUUUGAAGGAGGACCUCCAGAAACUUAAGGGUUGCCGGACAGGUGAAGCCAAAUUGACAAAAGGAUUUAAUCUAGCUGCCCGGUUCAUCAUUCACACGGUGGGACCUAAAUACAAGAGCCGCUACCGCACAGCUGCUGAGAGUUCCCUGUACAGCUGCUACAGAAACGUGCUUCAGCUGGCCAAAGAGCAAUCAAUGUCUUCUGUGGGAUUCUGUGUCAUCAAUUCUGCAAAACGAGGUUAUCCUUUAGAGGAUGCAACACACAUAGCACUUCGCACUGUAAGGAGAUUCCUAGAAAUUCAUGGGGAGACCAUUGAAAAAGUAGUAUUUGCUGUCUCUGAACUAGAAGAGGCUACUUACCAAAAGCUGCUACCUCUGUACUUCCCAAGGUCACUAAAGGAGGAAUGUCGAUCAUUGCCAUACCUACCUGCAGAUAUUGGAAAUGCAGAAGGGGAGCCUGUGGUACCUGAACGGCAGAUUAGAAUAAGUGAAAAACCUGGUGCCCCAGAGGACAGCCAAGAAGAGGAGGCUGAAGGCUUGGGAGUUGACCUCUCUUUCAUCGGCUCUCAUGCUUUUGCUCGAAUGGAAGGAGAUAUUGACAAGCAAAGAAGACUGAUCCUUCAGGGACAGUUAUCAGAGGCAGCCCUGCAGAAGCAGCAUCAAAGAAAUUAUAAUCGCUGGUUAUGUCAAGCAAGAUCUGAGGAUCUAUCUGAUAUUGCUUCUCUAAAAGCCUUAUACCAAACAGGUGUUGAUAACUGUGGUCGCACAGUGAUGGUGGUAGUUGGAAGAAACAUUCCUGUCACAUUAAUAGACAUGGACAAGGCUCUCUUAUAUUUUAUCCACGUAAUGGAUCACAUUGCUGUGAAGGAAUAUGUAUUAGUAUAUUUUCACACACUGACCAGCGAAUACAAUCACCUGGACUCUGACUUCCUGAAGAAACUCUAUGAUGUUGUUGAUGUCAAAUACAAGAGGAAUUUGAAGGCUGUUUAUUUCGUUCAUCCAACAUUUCGUUCAAAGGUAUCAACAUGGUUUUUUACCACCUUUUCUGUCUCAGGACUGAAGGACAAAAUCCACCAUGUGGACAGCCUCCACCAGCUAUUCUCUGCCAUAUCACCAGAACAGAUUGACUUUCCUCCUUUUGUCCUUGAAUAUGAUGCCAGGGAAAAUGGGCCUUACUAUACAUCUUAUCCCCCAUCACCAGAUUUGUGACCUGCCAUCUUUUAGUUCUACUGGUUUCCAAGGACGUCACUUUCUCCACGAAUCGCUACCUGUUGAAGUGAAAUUCAUUUUUGCUGUUCAGAUCCAGAGAGCCUUUUGUCCCCACCUCUCUGGUAUUUUUUUAUUGACUGUAUAUUUUCUGGCACAUAAGCAAUCUGACAAUAGUAGGCCAUUCUGAACUGCACACUUAUUUUAAAUUUGUAUAUUUGUAUCAAAUGAAAAUGUUCAUUUUUAGAGGGUUGUUAAUAGAAAUUGGGGAGCAACUUUUGAGUAUCUUCAGUUUCCUGAAAGGACACUGGAUUUUCCUUUAGACAAGCCGCCAAUAUUGUUCACGCCAUCUCUUUAACAUUGUAUGCUUCCUUUGUGUACUUAAGUGUUUCUCAAAAUAUAUAGAACCAAUGUAUGCUGACCAUAAGCAUUGUUUGCUUCAGAUCCUGGCAUUACAUUUUAUACAGAUAAUUCGGUUAUGGUAAAAUAGAAUUGUCUGGGAUCAAGGAUGUGGAGAUGUAUCUGAUCAAAACAUUGAAAUCAUUAGCAAAAUAUAGGUCUUAGAAUCUUA
Molecule: messenger RNA, 2302 nt
Organism: Leptonychotes weddellii (Weddell seal)
Lineage: Eukaryota; Metazoa; Chordata; Mammalia; Carnivora; Phocidae
Gene: GDAP2
Product: ganglioside induced differentiation associated protein 2
Source: RefSeq, a predicted model, not a curated record